CGCCCGGUGCAGCCCCGGAGCGGCUCCCGCGCUGCCCCAACGCCGCGCUCCGCAGCCUGCCGGCGAGCCUCUCCCGCGGCGGGCAAACGCCCCCCGGCACCGCCGGCCCCCUUCCCGCUCCGCUCCGCUCCGGGGAGGAGCGAACCGCCGGCUCCGCGCUGCCUCCGGGCAGAGCACGCCUCUGCCCCCAAAACCCCCUUCCCGCCUCGCAGCCUUGCACGGCGCUGCCGGGAGCCGGCUGGCCGCCACGUGCGCGCCCAGCGUGCCCAAAGCGCCCAUGCCAUGGCAGCCUCGCUGAGCCGCGUGUGCUUCGUCUCCCUCCACAUCCCCUACGGGCAGGCCUGGGCCCAGGACCUCGCCACCGCCUUUCGCUUCCAGCCCUUUGCCGUGCGGGAGACACCACGGGUCCGGCAGUUGGCUCUCCGGCAGGGCGCUGCCGUCUUCAUAGUCAAUAAGCGCCUGGCACCCAGCUGUGGUGGCAGCUCCCAUGGGGACUUUCUCUAUGAUGUGGACCCCCAGCCAGCCUUGGGCACAGCCUCCAACAUCUGCUUUGAGGUGGACAAUGUACCUGGGCUUUGCAAGCAGCUACAGAGCCGGGGGUGCUCCCUGCAGGUGCCCCCCACCGAGGUGGGUGAUGACAGCGGCUCUGUCACCUACGCGGUGGCAAGCUCCAUCGUGGGCAACAUCAGCCAUACCCUGCUUGACCGAUCCCGCUACCGGGGGCUCUUCCUGCCUGGCUUUCAGGCAAUCCCAGGACCCCCCCUAGAUGUUGGGGAUCAUGUUGAAAUCACACACUUUGACCACAUCACCUAUGUCUGCUCACGGGGGAGCACCAAAGUGGCUUUGGACUGGUACCAGCAAUGCUUUGGUUUCCAGCGCUUCCAGCUGAACCCGCAGGAGAGCCUGUCCAAGGGGUACACUAUCAGUGGGCAAGGGGUUAGCAUGCUCCUCCUGGCACUGCAGAGCAGCGAGGAUACCCCAGCCCUGCCCCUCCACAACUGCAAACUCAUCUUUGCUGAGUCCCUCUCAGAGGAUGGCAUGAACCAAGUUGAUACCUUCCUGGAGCAGCACAGGGGGCCCGGGAUCCAGCACAUUGGCCUCUGCACCCCAGACAUCAUAAACACAACCAGGGCCUUGAAGCAGGCUGGCGUGUGGUUUUUCAUGCCCCCUCCCACCUAUUACAGCCAGGGGGGCAAAAAGGAGGAGAUUCAGGGGGCUGGGCAAGAUCCCCAUGUGCUGGCUGAGCUGGGCAUCCUGCUGGAUGCUGCAGUGCCUGGGGACAGUGAGAAUGGCUGGCUGGCUGCUGACAUCUCAGAGAGCUCCUCUCAGAAGAAAUACUUAAUGCAGAUCUUCACUCACCCCAUCUUCCCUGAGGAGACCUUCUUCCUGGAGCUCAUUGAGCGGCAAGGUGCCCCGGGCUUUGGGGAAGCCAAUAUAAGGGCUCUGUGGAAAGCUGUGCAGGUCCAUAUGGCCCAGCAACAGUAGCAGCAACUCUGCAAGCCUCCUGCUGUCCCUGGGGGUAGGACCCCACUGCAGAUACCAGCAUGCAGCUGCAACACAUCUGAGGCUGAUAGGGACUUCAAGAAGUCCCUGAUCCACCCCAAAGCCAAGCUCAGCUCAGCGUCAGGUCCAGCUGACCUCCUAGCAUGGAGAGUGAUUUCUUCCUGUCCUUAGACUUCCCCCUUCCAAUGAUUUAAUCACUGUCUUGUGCAGACAUUUGUCUUAAUUUCAACUGAAUCUAAGCAGAUGUGUCUGCUGCAUGGACAGAUCUGCUGCAAACUGUACAGGGAUGAAGCCUCAGAACUGAAGCGCUGCCAGAGGGAAGGGAGCAGGCAUGCAAACCGCAGCCGCAUGGGGAUUACAGCCUAGAGCCCUGUCAGUUCUAGUAUAGUGACUUUCUCUUAAUGAAUUAAAAGAGUUGAACUUAAAACACUGCUUUUAUUUCUCUUCCUGUUAAGGAGGCACCAG
Molecule: messenger RNA, 1968 nt
Organism: Rhea pennata
Lineage: Eukaryota; Metazoa; Chordata; Aves; Rheiformes; Rheidae
Gene: HPDL
Product: 4-hydroxyphenylpyruvate dioxygenase like
Exons: 2
Coding region: 283-1485 (400 amino acids)
Biological process (GO): aromatic amino acid metabolic process
Molecular function (GO): 4-hydroxyphenylpyruvate dioxygenase activity
Source: RefSeq, a predicted model, not a curated record